AUGCAAGGUAGCCCGCAAGGGAAGUACGUCAUUUUCGGAAAUUUCCGUGACUCAACUUCGGAAUAUUCACCAUUAUCCUCACAACUUCUCAGUACCUUCCUGCAGUCCGUUUCGCUUGAGUGUGGACUCGAUUCAAUACCUACGCAUUCCACGAACAAGCUCCACAAAACCGUUUACAAAACGGUCAACUUCCCAUGGAGCUCUCAGUACCUUAAUCUGGACCGUUUGGCGUGUGCGUGGGCUCGUUCGGAUAGCCCAAACUCCCUGAAAACGGACCACCAAACCGUUUGUGAAAUGGUUGAGGCCUCGUGGAGUGCCUCAUUCUGGUCCGUUUGGUGUGCGCGUGGGCUCGUUCGGAUACCCCCAAACUCCAUGAAAAUGGUCCACAAAACCGCUUUCAAAAUGGUUAAGGCCUUGUGGAGCUCUCAGUGCCUCAUUCUGGUCCGUUUGGCGUGCGCGUGGGCUCGUUUGGAUACCCCCAGACUCCUUAAAAACGGUCCACUAAAACUACUUUCAAAAUGGUUAAGGCCUUGUGGAGCACCUUAA
This is a messenger RNA of Laccaria bicolor S238N-H82, 546 nucleotides long. RefSeq lists its product as uncharacterized. Lineage: Eukaryota; Fungi; Basidiomycota; Agaricomycetes; Agaricales; Hydnangiaceae. Bases 1 to 546 code for a protein of 181 amino acids. The transcript is spliced from 6 exons. The record is from RefSeq and is a predicted model, not a curated record.